Messenger RNA from Botrytis cinerea B05.10, 2111 nucleotides. RefSeq lists its product as hypothetical. The coding region runs from base 352 to 1917 and encodes 521 amino acids. The transcript has a single exon. NCBI's taxonomy places the organism in Eukaryota, Fungi, Ascomycota, Leotiomycetes, Helotiales, Sclerotiniaceae. The record is from RefSeq and is a predicted model, not a curated record.
GGGAAACACAGUCAUUCGAAAUUUGUUAUAUUGCAGCUCCUUACUGCGCCGGCAAGGUCCUUCAAACAUCAUCCAAGGUUUGCAUCCAUUUUAUACUGCGAAACUGCAACUGCAACUGCUAUUGGGAACCUCAUUAACGGAAUGUUCGGCGCUUCCACCAGCAUUGUCAGCUUGACAACUUAUCGACAUUCCAUACUGUUGUCUUAAAUACAAUCAAUACAAGUUACAAACUCAAAGAAUUGUCUAUUAAUACCAUGUGCUUUUAAUGAUUCUCCCCUUCCAUCAUCCAGAGGAACUGCUGGGCCUGUGAACACUUGUUCGAAGCAAUCUGCCAAAGUCUGAGUGUCCGUGAUGGCUUCCUUGAUAAGUCGAGAUCUCAUACCAUUUCCACCUGGUGACAAUGCCAGCGACACCUUCAUCGAAGGAGUGCAUUUCAACCUCACAACAUUGAAACAUUGGAAUUAUACCUUCUAUUCCAAUGCCACUUUUUCCAAUGGAUCCCUCUGCUUCAUCCUCUUCGACCCAUAUACCCCUCAUUUACUCCAAAAUGGCACAUUUCUUAACAGCACAUCAUGUUAUUCAUCAAUUGAGCCGAUGGGAGCGCGGUCUAAGAUUGGCCUCGCAAUGGGAAUCUUGUUUCUGAUCAGUAUUAUGUUCACAUUAGUUAACCUACGAAAACACGGCCGAACAAGUUUAUCUCCUCGAAAACGAUUCCGCGCAGUGAGUAGAAGAUGGCAAUGGUAUUGGAUGCUUGUAAUCGGAACUUGCGGAGGUAUUAGCGGCAUAAGUACUGUCGAUGUUGACAGAUACUUUUUACCGGAAUUGCCUUUUGCUUUAACGAAUUUUUUCUGGUUCUUGAUGAUACCUGCAACGAUGGCAGCCGUGUGGGAGAGUGUAAGACAUUGGGGCAGCUGGCAAGAGAGACAGAUGCUUGACAUCCCUGAAAACCGACGCGCAUUGAGGGAGGACGAUAGAAGAACGAAGAUUGAACUAGUGAUACCUUUGGUCUUCUAUUUCUUCUUCUGGCUAAACUUCUUAUUGGUCAUACCGAGAUCAUGGGGCUCAUUCGAAAAGCAACGAGAUUUGAACCAGAGCAAUGAUAUUGCUGCACCGGCCGCAACAGAUAUUCGGUUCAAACUCACAGCUUUCCUUCUUUUUGGAGGAUGGUUAACAAUAAUCUACUCCUUGCAACACUCGAUAUAUCACUAUAUAUCCCACGAACAGGCGUUUGUGAACCGCUUCAUUGCAGUCUUCAAACACACUCCAGCCAAAUUCUUCUUCACUCUUUUGCUUUCUCUAAUCAUGAUCGGAUAUAUCGCAGCAAUUUCAUUCCAUUUUCCGAUAUCUCCUCUCAACAUUCAAGCGAAAUUAGAAGUCAUGUAUCCUUUAGGUUGGGGACCAAUAGUUCUCAUACUGCUCGUCUAUGAGAUCGGCGGCUACAUGAAUCCGAACGAGGAUCGUGAUUUACUUCGACAGCGACGAGUUCGCGAUGUAGCAGCAGAUGAAGAGAUUGGAUACACGAAAAAGCCGAGGUGGUGGAGUAGGCUAAAUGGUGAUAACAAAAUUGCCACUAUGCAAGAGAGGAUAACUGCCAACGUUGCUGAGGUCGGAGGUGGAGUUUCAAGAGCAAGAGAGAUAGAAAGAGAAAUGGAGAUGGAAGAUCUCCCGUCGCCUACUAGGCAUGAAAAUGACACCGAAUACCCAACGAGAAAUGUUGAGGGAUUGAGAACAGCCGCUGAUGUGCUAUAUCCUCCACAUCUGGAUAUUGAAGGGAGAUUCAGAGACAAUCCAGGGAGAACGAGAAGUUCUGAAGCGAGCUCGGUGACACAAGUUGAAUUUGAACAUGGCACAAGCACUGAUAGUACUGCUUCUAUAUCGGCGCCUCCGCAGAAGAUCAGAAGUAUGCUGGAUGUCUAGUAAUGAUUUAAAUAAAUAAAAAAUGAUUAGUUGGGUGAAAUCCUGCAUGGAAAUAGCUGAGAGGUUUAGUAUGACUUCCCUAUGUUACCUUUGAAGAUUUAAUAAAAAUUACAUCCAAAAGGCCUGUAGAAGUAGCUUCAAUGAUUGUAUAAUCUUUUAUCGAAAAUUACGAUCCAAGAAACAACGUUACGUCA